AUGGAGGACUAUCCGAAAACCGAAGCAACAUUCAAGCAGAAGCUUUCCAUCUUUCUGGUCUUCACCAAGAAGGGACGGAAAUUCAUAAGCGAUCUUAAAUACACCGGGAACCUCUUAACGGACUACAACCUCACCGCUUCGAGAGGGAGGUACCAACACAUUCAUUUCAACACCGGGGAAGAAAAACGACAAGGACUCCGCGAGGUGGAAGAGGUUCUGCACGGAGUCCAAUUCAAGGGGAGAGAUCCAUUCAGAGGAGCUCUCACUUUAGAGUACCUCGUCAUCCGAUCGAACGAGGCAAGCGCGGACGUAAUGGAGAUGCUGAAUGGCACACUGGCUAUGCUGUAUUAUGAUUUGCAUGUUACUCCAAAGGUUGUGUCCGAGGAGCUGGUGAGGAAUCUCGGUCUGACUUUGGUCGGAGUGUUCGGGGUGACAUUGGUGCUGAUUGGAGACUUGCAGGUCUCUAUUUGGGUUUUCUCCUGCGUUCUUUUCACCCUGAUCGGAAUCGCGGGCAGCAUGCGAUUCGCCGGACUUACCAUCGAGCUCAUGUCGUCAGUUCUUCUCAUCUUGUCUGUCGGCUUGGCGAUCGACUAUUCCACGCACAUCGCUCACAAAUUCUUGGCUACUCCUGGCGAUUCUAAAGACGACCGAGUGAGAAUCACCUUGGCAGAAAUUGGUCCACCCGUUUUCAAUGGAGGUUUUACGACAAUGAUGGCUUUUGUGUUUUGUCUUUGGAGCGAAAAUUAUCUCUUCCAGAUUACCCUCAAGGUCAUCUGGUUUUCGGUGAUAUAUGGAUUGUAUCACGGAUUGGUUUACCUGCCGGUGAUGCUGAGCUGGUUCGGUCCACAAGCUUUCGUUGACUCGCUGCAUUCAACCAAGAAUAGCCCUGCCCAGAACGACCUCAAUCUCAGUCUAAUGGAGGCUCCAGAGACGCCUACCGCCAGAAUGACAUCUUGAAGUAGAACGUUUGUCUGGAAGGACAGGAGUGGGGAUUCUCCGAUCGGAAAUCAUUCAAGACGGAAGGCAAAGGGGGAAACUGCAAGGAAGGAAUCGUCUUCCGUCUCUCCGAGUCGCAAUGAGACCGAGUGCUGCGCUUGGACGUGUCAGCCUCGGCGUCCCAGUAUCAGCUGACUUUCGUCUGUUUCAAAAUCUCAUCUGUGAUGCAAUCUACCGGGACUGCGGGCUCCAUCGAGACGCUUAUACAAGCUGGGAGUUCUGGGGAAAUCCCGGCGAGAUGGCUUUGGGCUCGUUUUCAUUUCUUCUAUGGAGCUUGUGACGUGUG
Molecule: messenger RNA, 1282 nt
Organism: Darwinula stevensoni
Lineage: Eukaryota; Metazoa; Arthropoda; Ostracoda; Podocopida; Darwinulidae
Source: the annotation of a GenBank genome assembly